Messenger RNA from Porites lobata, 5805 nucleotides. NCBI's taxonomy places the organism in Eukaryota, Metazoa, Cnidaria, Anthozoa, Scleractinia, Poritidae. The record is from the annotation of a GenBank genome assembly.
AUGACACUGCAGCCGUUCAGUGACGAACAAUUGAAUUUCUUCAAGUUCUCGUCGUUAGUGUUAAAUGAAUUCCCAAAAGCCUUACGGCAGACCUUUAAAACCAUGUGGGACAACACCUAUGGAGGUCGCCCUGGUUUCCACCUCUGGGAUGAUUCAUCUGCUGUGCGAAAUUUGUUUGCCACUGCAGAGGGCGGCAGGACUAAAGUUCCUAUUGGCCAGUCUUACAAUGAAUGGGAUUGCACCAAUCUGUUCCAGGCUACAAUAUUUUCGAGGUCUUUUGCAUUAUCAGCCAGCACAGGAUCCUACUCCACGCUUAGUGAUUUGUACGUGAAACCCCGUGCAAUUCCUCAUGGUAGUUUCCAUGCAUGUGUGCUCAGCCCAGGUGGAAACAAUGCGGAGACCUUUGCACUUGCCAUAGAUCAGCUUCGUCUUCUUAGAAAUUCACUUUGUCACUCAGCAAGUUCUAACAUGAACAAACUCACCUUUGACCAGCGCGUGAAUUACGCCAAAGAUGCGUUUCAAGCCCUUGGUCUCUCAACAGCCCCAAUCGAAGCCGUUGGUAGUUUGACAGAGUCGGACUUUCCUACAAAUGAAGUUCGUGCAUUGGAAACGCGACAACGAGACGAGACUCGAGCGUACAUCAGUUUUCUCGAGGAGGUGAACUCAGAUGUUGGUGAGGUAAAAGCGUUAUUACAGGCAUUAAAAACAGGACAAGAACAGCAGUAUACUGCGAACAAAGAAUUCGUAACUAGGUUGGAGAAGAAGAUGGAUGAGUUGAAAGAAGGACAACGCGAACGUGAUGCUCAAAGUAAAAAUUCAGGUAUAAGUAAAAAAAGAACAUGGAAAACCUAACCGAGAUACAUGUAGAUUGUACUGAGGUGGGCCUUUGAAGUCAUUCAAACCAUCCAGUUAGUUAGAGCGACACUGUAUUAAAUAAUUGACGAUGGGUGUUAGAAUUUUAACAGAAACAAGGAAAACCUGCAAAGCAAGUGUUUCCGGGCGAGUUUCUUUGCUCACGUUCCAACGUUCGCCACAAACUCGCUUGAACACGGUUGCUAAAAAAGGCUAUCUCCUGUAUGACAGGCUUUCGCCCCUUAUUGUCUCCUUAUGACACCACUUUAAAAGUUUGCAAGACUUAAAAAAUGCAAAAAAAAAUAAUAAUUCGACGUCUUGUGUCAUGAAUGUAACAACGCAGGAAAAGAAAAUUAAUCAAAACCAAACUUUUUCGAGGGGCAGGGAUUCCUGAAUCUUCAUUUUUUUGCUUGAAUUGCAGUUUUAAACUCUUUUGAAAGACCGUUAUUUCUGACUUCCACAACGGAUAAAGCCACUUAUUUAUUUACCUAAGCAUGUGUCUCCCGCUUACUUUUUAUUUCCGUUGUUUUUUCCUAUAAAGGUACGAAGCCAUUUUUCUUAAGUGCUGCUCUUCCUUCCGUGGUUCCUAAUUUUACAGGUCGUCAGAGCGAGUGUGAGGAGAUCAUCAGACACGUGACUUCCGAGUCUACCCGACUGGUGUCGAUCUGCGGUUCACCUGGAUUCGGAAAAACGUCUGUCGCGAUUGCAGUGGGACACGCUGUUCAGUCUCAAGGAAUUCCUGUUUAUUGGAUCUCAUUACGAGGACUCCAUUCCAAAGCAGAUCUAACUUCAAAGUUUCUUAGUUUUCUGAGGCAACCCACCACACAUACCAAACUGCCCGAUCAGCGUUUAUCCAUUAAUGAUGAGAUUUGCCUACUAUUCAGUGAAAUUUCAAAGCCAUCUGUAGUUAUUCUUGACAAUGCAGAUGAUUUGCUUGAAACUGGUUGCCCGAAAUUAAAAGAAGAGACCAUACAACUUUUUGGGGAAAUUCUUAGGCGAAAUCAAAAGGUUACAUUUGUUAUAACCGCAAGAGAGUCUCUUGACUAUAUGGACCUUAAUUUUCAAGGCCAUUGGGAGUUAAGAAUAAAACCACUGGAUGACGCCUCUGCUCAAACUCUGGUUUCUGAAUUACUUCCAAAUGCAGGCGUUGCAGACUCCACUCAAAUCGCGCACAUCUGUGGACAAGUCCCUCUAGCCGUGAGAUUAAUGUGUUCUUUAGUAUCUGAAGAAGACAGUGCUCAACCGCGCCAUUUUCUAGAUGUUUUCAUGACGUCUUCGACAGCAGGUCUCGUUGGAAUUUUGGACAAUCCAGAUUACCCAGCUAGUCACCGAUUACAGUUCUUGUUUGACUCCUCUUUCCAGAGACUAACUGCGCAUGAACAAGAAGCACUUGUAUCUUUGAGCAUUCUUCCCGACAACUUUAGCACAGAGAUGGCGGCAGCUGUUUUAGGUAAGACGGAGCAUAUCGAAUCGACGAAGAUAUUACAAAGCUUUCGGAGGAAAUCGCUGAUCGAUUCAAGCUCUAAACCGGGGGCAUUCACAAUGCACAAGCUUCUCCAAUUGUUUGCAAUAGAAAAGGGAGAACAAGAGAUGAAAGAGACGAUUGUCGAUUCUCAGGGUCGUUUAAAAGCGUUCUACAUUUCACUAUUUGAGAAGCUAAAUCAACAAUUUCUUACGGGGCAUUCAAUGGCCGCAUAUAUUGCAUUCUACGAAGAUAAGGAAAGCAUUAUUCAAAGUCUUGUGGAGGGCUGUUCAGAUUUCAAAACAGCUGACAGUGUUUUCGAUAUUUUGGUAAGAGGGGAGAUGUUUCUUGAUUCACUCUUCUGGAGUCCGAGUGAAGGUAAAAACUUUGAUUACGUAUACGAUGCAGCCAUAAAAGGAGCCAGUGAACAUAAGAAGGAAGAAUAUCUCAGUCAACUCCUUAUCUCCCGAGCUUUCAAGGAGCUAGCGUACGGAACAGGAGGAAAGACAAAAUAUUUUCUUUCUAAAGUGAAUGAAAUUCAAGACGCAUCCCCCAAUGUCCCUUUACACGAAAGAGGCAAGUACUUGUGCUACUUGGGAAUCAGUUACCUUUUUAUAGCGGAAACAAAGAUCGGAGUCGAGUGCUUAAAAGAGGCUCUGUCAUCACUUGACAAUUGCAAAAACCCAGAGCAAACAAUUCUUAAGCUUCUUAUUUUUCAGAUACUUACCGUUUAUUAUCGGUCCCUGAAUGACUUCUCUAACGCAAGAAAGUUUUAUGACAAGGCACUACACGAAUGCAGUGGAGUUGGGGAUUUGGAUCUACUUGUCAUCUCAUCGAUGAUAAGGGAAACAAAGGAAACUACCAAUAAAAUUCAUUUUCAUAGCGACUCGGAAGUCUGUCGAAAUCAACCGCUUAAAUGCGAAAUUGCCUUUCUAUUAAGCGAAGCAACCAAGCCCUUUUCUGAUUCUGACACCAACCAAUAUACAAGCAGCCUGGUUCUCCAGAUACUACAAAGUGUUGAAAGAGAAGUUAAAAUUUCAGUUGGUUUGCUUAGUUUCCAAAGAAUUGUGACGCACAUUUUGUGGCUUUUAAGUUCUGAAGACCCUGUAAAACUAUACAUCUCAAGAAUCAAUUACCACCAAACACUACUGAAAAAAUGCAAAAACAGUUCAUGUGGGCUGAAAGAAGAAUCAAGCGGCUUUACCCAUAUACAAAAUGAGGCACUUGCCAAGUGCUACGAAGACCUGGCUGAAGUUUACAAGAAAAAACUGAACUACCCAGAAGCUCUACAAGCACUCCAGGAAGCCCUUUUGGUAAGAAUAACGCAUUUUGGAGAGCAACAUGAAAGCACUGCUCACAGCUACACUUCACUCGGGGUCACACAACACGCAAUGCAUGACUACAAAGCGGCUCUUCAGUCUCACCACCGAGCAUUAGCUAUACGCAUAAAACUGUUUGGAGAAGAACAUGAAAGCACUGCUGACAGCUGCAUAGGACUCGGUACAACACAACACGAACUGCAUGACUACAAAGAAGCUCUUCAGUCUCACCAGCGUGCAUUAGCUAUACGCUUUAAUCUGUUUGGAGAAGAACAUGAAAGCACUGCUGACAGCUACAGCAAACUCGGUGUAACACAACACGCAAUGCAUGACUACAAAGCAGCUCUUCAGUCUCACCAGUGUGCAUUAGCUAUACGUAUUAAACUGUUUGGAGAAGAACAUGAAAGUACUGCUGACGGCUACAGCAAACUCGGUGUAACACAACACGAAAUGCAUGACUACAAAGCAGCUCUUCAGUCUCACCAGUGUGCAUUAGCUAUACGCAUUAAACUGUUUGGAAAAGAACAUGAAAGCACUGCUGACAGCUACAAGGGACUCGGUACCACACAACACGAAAUGCGUGACUACAAAGCAGCUCUUCAGUCUGACCAGCGUGCAUUAGCUAUACGCAUUAAACUGUUUGGAGAAGAACAUGAAAGCACUGCUGACAGCUACAGGGCACUAGGUGUAACACAACACGCAAUGCAUGACUACCAAGCAGCUCUUCAGUCCCACCAGCGUGCAUUAGCUAUACGCAUUAAACUGUUUGGAGAAGAACAUGAAAGCACUGCUGACAGCCACAGCGAACUCGGUGUAACACAACACGAAAUGCACGACUACAAAGCAGCUCUUCAGUCUCACCAGUGUGCAUUAGCUAUACGCAUUAAACUGUUUGGAGAAGAACAUGAAAGCACUGUUGACAGCUACAGGAAACUAGCUGUAACACAACACGCAAUGCAUGACUACAAAGCAGCUCUUCAGUCUAAACAGCGUGCAUUAACUCUACGCAUUAAACUGUUUGGAGAAGAACAUGAAAGCACUGCUGACACCUACAGGACACUAGGUGUAACGCAACACGCAAUGCAUGACUACAGAGCAGCUCUUCAGUCUAAACAGCGUGCAUUAACUAUACGCAUUAAACUGUUUGGAGAACAACAUGAAAGCACUGCUGACACCUACAGGACACUAGGUGUAACACAACACGCAAUACAUGACUAUAAAGCAGCACUUAAGUCUCACCACCGUGCAUUCGCUAUACGCAUUGAACUGUUUGGAGAAGAACAUGAAAGCACUGCUGACAUCUACAGGACCCUAGGUGUAACACAACACGCAAUGCAUGACUACAAAGCAGCUCUUCACUCUAAACAGCGUACAUUAGCUAUACGCAUUAAACUGUUCGGAGAAGAACAUGAAAGCACUGCUGACAGCUACAGGACACUAGGUGUAACACAACACGCAAUGCAUGACUACAAAGCAGCUCUUCAGUCUCACCACCGUGCAUUAGCUAUACGCAUUAAACUGUUUGGAGAAGAACAUGAAAACACUGCUGACAGCUACAGGUCACUAGGUGUAGCACAACACGAACUGCAUGACUACGAAGCAGCUCUUAAGUCUAAACAGCGUGCAUUAGCUAUACGCAUUAAACUGUUUGGAGAAGAACAUGAAAACACUGCUGACAGCUACAGGUCACUAGGUGUUACACAACACGCAAUGCAUGACUACAAAGCAGCUCUUCAGUCUAGACAGCGUGCAUUAGAGAUACGCAUUGAACUGUUUGGAGAAGAACAUGAAAUUACUGCUGACACCUGCGUGGAACUCGGUGUAACACAACACGAAAUGCAUGACUACAAAGCAGCUCUUCAGUCUCACCAGCGUGCAUUAGCUAUACGCAUUAAACUUUUUGGAGAAGAACAUGAAAGCACUGCUGACAGCUACAGGACACUAGGUGUAACACAACAAGCAAUGCAUGACUACAAAGCAGCUCUUCAGUCUCACCAGCGUGCAUUAGCUAUAAGCAUUAAACUGUUUGGAGAGGAACAUGAAAGCACCGCUGACAGCUACACGACACUAGGUGUAACACAACACGCAAUGCAUGACUACAAAGCAGCUGUUCAGUCUAGACAGCGUGCAUCAGCUAUACGCAAAAAACUGUUUGGAGAUAGAAGAACAUGA